AUGACAACACCAACAGAUAUUAACACUAAUUUGAGCACUGUUACCGUGCAAGAAUUAUUAGAUUACACAGAAUUUACAAACGGUUUGGUCGACAAACUAGCAGGUAAACUUGCUAAACUUAAUGGUGAUAAUAUUGAUGUAGCGCAAUUUUCAACUAAAUUAGCAAGCAAGUUUGCUACAGCUGAGCAAUUAGCUAAGAAGGCUGAUAAGACUGCUUUAGAUGAGUUUGCUAAACUUGAUGGUACAAAUGCCACUGAUACUGGAGUAGCUGCUAUGUUAGGUAAGUUGGCAGACAAAGUUGUUACGACUAAGGAACUUACAGCAGAAACAGCUAAACUUGCUAACAAAGAUGGUAGUGAUAUUAAUGUAGAUUCUAUUUCAACUAAAUUAGCAAGUAAAUUUGCUACAGCUGAACAAUUAAACACUAAGGCUAACACAAUUGGUGAUAAUAUUGAUGUAGAGCAGUUUUCAACUAAACUAGCAAGCAAGCUUGCUACAGCUGAACAAUUAAACACUAAGGCCAACACAAUUGGUGAUAAUAUUGAUGUAGCGCAAUUUUCAAACAAGCUAACAACUGCUAGUGAUAGUACAAUCAAAACUGCUUUAGAAGGUAAGGCUAACACAAGUGAUUUGGCUAAUAAAGUUGACAAGAAUGACACAACUACAUUUGUUAAACUUGAUGGUGCAAAUAUAGCAGAUCAUACAGAUGCAGGAAAAGCAUUAGUAGAUGCAAUACUUGCUGUGAAAGCUGCAAAUAGUGAUGAUAAAACGAAUAAUAAAACGCUUAUUCAAAUUCUAUUAGAUGAAAAAUUGGCACUCAAGGCUGACAAAACUGAUUUAGAUGGGUUUGCUAGACUUGAUGGUACAAAUGCAGAUCAAGGAGCAAAAUUGCUAAAAGCAAUUCUUAAUGUUAAGAGCAGUGAUGACCCUAAAAAAACAAUUCUUGAAGAAAGGUUAGCUAAAACUGGUGCUGUUGAUGUAGGUCAGUUUGUUAAAAUUGAUGGUACAAAUGCAGUAAGCCAUUCAGAUAACGGAGUGGGAUUGGCAAAAGCAAUAUUUAAUGUGAAGGAUAAUAGUUCUGGUGAAACAAUUCUUGUAAGUGAAUUAGCAGAUAAGUUUGCUGCAGCUGGUAGUACAAGUGGAGGAAGACCAACAGUAGAGAUUGACUCAACCGAUACACUUCCAGAUGCUUGGGCAAAUUUGAUAUAG
This is a messenger RNA of Cinara cedri, 1209 nucleotides long. Lineage: Eukaryota; Metazoa; Arthropoda; Insecta; Hemiptera; Aphididae. The record is from the annotation of a GenBank genome assembly.